Messenger RNA from Lagopus leucura (white-tailed ptarmigan), 4085 nucleotides. RefSeq names its product MIS18 kinetochore protein A (gene MIS18A). Lineage: Eukaryota; Metazoa; Chordata; Aves; Galliformes; Phasianidae. Bases 971 to 1585 code for a protein of 204 amino acids. Gene Ontology annotation, cellular component: chromosome, centromeric region; nucleus; chromatin. The record is from RefSeq and is a predicted model, not a curated record. Gene Ontology annotation, biological process: CENP-A containing chromatin assembly; chromosome segregation. The transcript is spliced from 6 exons.
UUAUUCCACAGCAUAUCAGAACUGAGAUGGAUGCCAAGUAAGCUAAGAAAGGGAUGGACAGAUGCCAGAUGUGUCACAAACCCUUCUCUCUGAGAGUCCAGCUGCAAUGAAGUGUUCUCUGGAGCUAUUGGAAAAAAACAGGCUGAAGGAAAUCUCUUCCUACUGACAUAAAGAAGGGGGCAAGUACCUGACAAAAUGCAUCAUAGACAGAGGAUGCAACAAAGCUGAUGAAAAGUCUGGAGGAUAAAUCAUAACAGGGAGUGGCUGAGGGAGCUGAGGUUGUUCAGUCUGAAGGUCAGGGGAGAUCUCAUUGCUCUCUACAACUGCCUGAAAAGAGGCUGUGGCGAGGUGGGAGACGGCCUCUUCUCUCAGGCAAUGGAUGGAAGAGCUGCUCCCAGCCAUGAUAUAGGCAGAGCCAGCUGAAGGUCUGAGGUGUUGGGCCCUAGCAGCAUAGCAAGUGGAUACCUGUGUGCGUGCUUAAGCAAGGACAGCAGGCCCUCAGCUGGCUUUUGGCUGCAUCCCUAAAACCUUCAGAGUGCGUGGUGGUUGGGGAAGCCAGGGCUGCAUCCCACGGCUCACAGCGCAAAAACAGGGCUCAGCAAGGCACCAUCCCAACCACGAGUAAAGGUACUUGGGCACAGCACAAAAAGCACCAGUUUGGUUAAAAACAGCUUUGAAACCAUCCGUCUCCAGCUCCUCUUUGCCCCCUAAGCGCUACGGCAAUUCAAACCCCUCUGUAGGCGUUACGGAGGCAGGGCAUUGAGACAAACCAGCGCAGAAACAAAACCCGCCACCGCCUACGUCUACGCUAGGAGCGUAACUACGCUGGGUGCGGAGCCACAAACCGAACCCCGCCCCCUGCUACGCUAGGAGCGUAUCUACGGCGGGGGCGUGGCCACGCGCGGAACCCCGUCCCACGGACGUAACGUAUGGAAGCGCUUCCGCUUCCGCCGCGGGCAGUUUGAAGGAGAUGGCGGGUUUGCUUUAUCCGUUGUCAGGUGGUGCGGUCGGGGUGGAUUCGUCUUUGUCGUUGCUAGAGGGGACCAUCCCGCGAGAUGCGUUGCCGGUGGAGCGGCCGCGGGCGAGCGGGAAGGAUGAGGAAGAGGAAAACGACGAGAACCUGCCCAUGGUUUUCCUGUGCGGCGGUUGCAAGCGGCCCGUGGGCGACACGCUGAGCUGGGUGGCCAACGACGAGGAGACGGAGUGCAUUCUCCUGCGCAGUGCCUCCAGCAACGUCUCGGUGGACAAGGAGCAGAAGCUGUCCAAGAGGCCUGGAGAGUGUGGAUGCAUGGUUGAAACGUUUUUCUGCUCUGGCUGCUCAAUGACACUUGGCAGUAUCUACAGAUGCACCCCAAAACAUCUCGACUACAAGAGGGAUUUGUUUUGUUUCAACGUUGAUGCGAUUGAAAGUUACAUUCUAGGAUCCUCAGAAAAGCAGGCUGUUACUGAUGAGGAACCUUUAACUCUUGAAAGUCGAGCUGCCUUGGAAGAAGCACUAAAAAGGGCAAACACCAUACUAAAUGCUCUGGAGGCAAGACUGGCUACUGUUGAAUCAAGAAUUGAUUCUCUUCACAGUAAAGCUUGAAAGAAAAUUCUUUGUGUAAAAUAACUGCUGGAGAUUGAUGUGUGUGGAACUCUGGAAUCUGUGGGAAUAUUUUAAAAGCUGUGCGAAGAUCUGGAAGAUGUGGGCGGUUUGUGCUGCAGUGGGACAAUGCCAGCUACUGAGUCUUUGUCACAGAUGAGGAGUUCCCUUUUUGUCUUAAAAAAUUAGCCUGGGAACAGAAAGACUUCUAAAAAAUAAUGUUUCUGUAGAUUUCUUGUUUAUAUGUAAAUAUUUAAUAUCUUUUUUUACCUUGGAAAGCAAAGUUGUCCUGUGGUUUAAUAUAUGCUGAACUGAGUUUGUAUCUCUUUCCUAAACCAAUUAGGGGGAAAACACAAAAACAACAACAACAAAAAAAACCAACACCCCACCCCGUGACUUCUGCUGUGGGAGCAAAAUAUGUCACUUUCUUGUCCCCAUGGCUGUUAUUUUAGCUAUUUGGACAGAAAUGUCACAGUAACUUUUUUUUUUUUUUUUUUUUUUUUUUUUUUUUUAUUGCAAGCUCAAGGCUAAGAUGAAAUGACUGUAAAGAAGGCUUCAAAAGCAUCAGCUACAAUGGCUUUCUGUGCAAUAUUGAGAGUCGUGUGUGUGAGAAUCUCAAAGAGGAGAAUAAAAAAGGCUAGUAGCAGAACAUCUUUUAAUCAAAGUUAGGUGCAUAUGUGAACAAAAUUCUGUGCUGUUUAGGAAACUUCUGUCAAUAUGUUGUUAAUAUGUAGAUCUUUCUCUUAUGGUUUACUAUAUGUUUUUUUUUCCCAACAUUGUGGGUUUUUUUUUCCCAAUAAAUCAAAGCAAGCAAUAAUUGUGUAAGGGAAAAAUCUUUUUAUUUCUGUUGGAAAUGGAAUGGAAUGGAAUCUGUAUUCCAUGGCCCAAUGCUAUUUAAUUGUAUUACUACUAAUUUUUUAGCAGUCUCCAGAAACUUGGAAUGAAUUUUCCCACUAUUCUUCCUAUUGGUAACUACCGUUUCCUCCUGGGAGCUCUCUUAUUUUCUGCUGCACCCUUCCCACCCCCUCUUCUCCUUUUCUUUAUCUACAGUUUUGUUUUAAAGUAGCAUGCAGUUGGGCCUGUUGUGGUUGUCUUGGAGUGUUUCAUGUUCCAGCAACUAAAACACUGUUAUAUGCAUGGCUGCUGAGGUAUUAUCUACUUAUUCUGUCUGAAUUACAAGUGUGUUGGGGGUGACAGACUGAGUAACCUAAGGGUUGUCAACCUUGACAUGGUGUCCAAGUAGGCCCUUGUGUUUAGUUACAUUAAACACACAUGUAACAAUUUUAAUUCUACUCUAGAUUCAGAGAGCCAAGUUUAUUGGCCUCAAGUAGCAUCUGUAGACAUGUUCCUCCAUUUAAAUAUUUGAGAGCAGUUAGUUGUAGUUCAGAGCUAUUCCCUAAACGGUUUCAUCACCCCAGUUUCUUUGGUGAUUUUAAUUUUUAAUACUCUACAUAGCUACUGUGUGUAGCAGGAGUAAAAUGUGUCUGUAAGCAAGCAUUAAAAGUAAGAGGUGGUUGCUUAUCUUACGGUGAGCACAUACAUUUCAUAACCAUCCAUCUUAUUUAGCUACUAAGAGAAAAAACACCUGCUGCUGGAGGAAUCAGAAAAGUAGAAUGCCACCAGUAGGUCCCUCAAAUUGCAGGCAGAAGUGACCACCUAGCCCAGAUUAGUUUCUGCCAUGAAACAUAGGUAACACAUUUUUAAAAUGUGUUAAAUAACAGUAAACUAAGGUGAGAUACAGUUUUCCAUCUUUUAUAAACUACCUGCCUUUGGCUACACUGUAUAUUUAGUGUCUUUCAGCACAUUGGAGGUGGGAGCUCUUGCACUUCAGCACAUAGACACUUAAAAUAGGUCUAUGCUCUCAAGAGUUACAAGCUGCCACUUUGCUAAGGUGUGCAAUGAAUGGGCUAAAUUUGAAAUAAAUUUCAUACAAAGAGCUGUGUACAUCUGCAUGGGGAAAUGUGUGUGUUGGGGGUUUAUAUGAAAUAAUUAUUUUUGCAGUGGAGUUCAAUUGGGAAUUGUUAUCUGGAGUGCUUAAUUGGGUGAAGAUAAUUAGACAGAUUGAUUGCUUGUUUGUUGAAAUAUAGAAAUAUCUACUGUGAUAUGUUUGAAUAGUUUUAAAUGUUAAUAAAAGCUGUUGUUCCCUAAACAACUGAAGUUAGUAAUAAAGUUCUAACGUGCCAGUAUGAUAAACAGGCAUGCAGUCAUGUAAAAGGUGUUGUUUUUUGCUUAAUAAGCAGUCUCCCUUACUGGUGGUAGUUCCUUCUCUGCUCAGUUUCAACCUUUGAACACAGGGUAGUUUAACUCUGGGGGUUCUGCAUGCUCUGUGGUCCAUUUACUUAUCCCAGACACCUUGCAUACUGUGCAGUGGGAGGGAAUGUACUGCCUUGUUUAGUGAUAACUUUUACCCUGUGUGCAGUUAAUAUUCAGUGCAUGUACAGCAGUACUUCAUAGCUCUCUAUAUGCUCAUAAGUGAGGGAAAGUAAAACAAAAUGCAUGUCUU